Molecule: messenger RNA, 2125 nt
Organism: Camponotus floridanus (Florida carpenter ant)
Lineage: Eukaryota; Metazoa; Arthropoda; Insecta; Hymenoptera; Formicidae
Gene: TAF1C-like
Exons: 12
Coding region: 45-2072 (675 amino acids)
Source: RefSeq, a predicted model, not a curated record
GGCCUGUGGAACAGCCGGUGAACGAUAAAUAGAUUCAGUAAAUUAUGAGUCAACAAAAAUUAAAAUCAAAAGGAUUGAAGCGUGCUGAAAACAAUUUACUUAAUAAAUUCAAUACUACAUUUUUGAAGAAUUAUCCACAUCAUGUAAUGCCUGGUUAUAAUUUAAAUAAGUCACCGUGUAUUGAAGAAUGGGAUGAGGAAAGUGCAAUGGGUCUCUAUCAAGAUUUUCCAUAUAAUUGUAAUUUACCAAAACCAUUAUUACCACCAGCAAGAUUAUCAAGAACAGUGCUUAUUGAAGAAGAUCCAGCUUUACAGCUUCUUACUCUAAAACAACACUUAAAAGAUGAUAUUGACAGAAUAAUGGGUUAUUAUGAAAGACAUAAAACAGAGUUUAAUGAAGUACAUAAAAAGAAAAUAAAAUGGGACAGAGGAAGUAACGGAUAUAAUGCACAGAUUCCCAGAUAUGUUGCAGAUAUAGCAGAAUUACUUGACAUGGAUCCUGAUCCUUAUUUUGAAGGGACUUAUAACUGGUAUUAUACUGGUGGAUCAUUAAAUAAUAUUCAGUUAAAUGGCUUGGAUGUUCUGCUAUUUCCAUUCAUGGGAGAUUUAGUUGCUGCAAAUAUUACACCCAUGAAAGAUUCCAUAUGGAAGCCAUUACUGCAAAAUUCAGCUAAAUGUAAAUUACAUAGAUUAUUAUAUGAAAUUAGACAAAGUGAAAAUAAUAAUACAUGUAGAAUUCUAGGAAGGCAUAGAAAUCAAUGUACUAUUUAUAUGCUUACAAAUUCAGAGAAUCAUAUGGUGCUUAAUGAAAUUCAUAGGCAAGCAUCAAAAGUACCAUAUGUCAGUGCUGAUUUGAGUUUAACUAAUGUCAAUUAUCAUUGUACAUUAAGUGCAGAAAGAAAAAUAUGUUUAUGGGAUAUAAAUAAUAUGCAUUCUAUUAAUAGUGGUUCUCUGUUAAAUAAUGCUAAAACUUAUGAUGCUUGGGGAUGUAUAAGAUUUCAACAAAUGGAUCCAAAUGUCUUGAUUUAUAUGGAUAGAUGUUGUUUACAUUAUGUUGAUAUAAGAACUGCUUUUGACCAACCAUGUCUUACAUUGUGUCCAAAAUUUAACUUAGAAAAUUGCGAGAAUCUCUCUGUCGAAGCACCGAGUAAACACAAUUGUUGUCGAUAUGUGGGAACUUAUCAUUCUCUUUUAUUAUGUGAUAAUCGUUCUCCAAAGCACUGCAUACGACAAAAAUGGACGCAUCAAUUCAAAGAUACUCCACUAUUGGCAACUGUAACUAACAACAAUGAUAAGGAAAUUAUUGUUUUGUCAUCUCAGAAAAUCGGCGAAAACGCUAUAAUUUUGAAUACUUGGAUGGGCGAGGAGGAAUCUCAUUCCUUUAAUUUGCCUUUUAUACCUCCAUGUAUUGUAGAAACAUUAAAUGAAUCUCAAAUUCAAGGAAUGUGCUUGAAUCCAUAUUUACGAAGUAGAUUUGAAUUGUCUAAUACUGGUAGCACAUUAGUCACAAAUACACAAAAAGGAGAAGUGUCUUACUUUGUUCAAAAUUCAAUUGGUGACAUAUUUUAUCAGUGUAUAACACAUGAAAAUAUAUUGGACAAAUAUUCUCCUGUAAAUGGUAAAGCUUGUUACGCAUUAAAUAUGUGGGAAAAAGCUUUAUCAGCUCAAGCCGAACCCUUAGUACCUCUAACGUUAUCCAACAAAUGUAAUAUGAGACAUAUAUAUGAAAAUUUUACAAAUAAAAAGCUCUGUUUAAAAUCCAAUAAAGAUGAUGCAGACGAUUUUGAACCAAGUUGGAAACAAUCGUUGGCUACAUUAGGAUCAUACAUAGAUUUAUUAGCACCAGAACUUCUUACAGCUUGGGAAAUACGUGAAGAGGUACCAGUACCUGAAACUGCAGAAUCCCAUCAUAAAGUUUGGAAUUGGUUGGAAUCGUCAACUUCGAAUUAUCCGAUGAUGCAAUCAGAAGAUGAUUCUGGAUGUAUAUCUACAUUCAUCAACACUCAAGAAUUCUCUCACAUUUCUCAAGAACAAGAUCUCAUAUAUAUUGAAGAUGACAAUGUAUUACAAUAAAAACUAUUACUGAAACUAAAAUUUAGAAGUUCAAUAAAGACACAUUUAAGUAA